GCUAGUUGAAUGUGCUUGUUGAUUUGCUGCAAGACAGGUGCUCUGCUGCCUGAACUACAAAGUGCAAAGCAGGCAGCCGGGUUGUCCAAUAUCUCGACUUUCCAUGGGAUGAUCCAUGAAUAUUCAGGGAAGUUUGAUGCAUGUGUGGCGCUCCAUGCAUGCGGGAAGGCUACGGACGAUGCACUCAAGAAGGCUUUCCAGCUUAAAGCUGCGUACAUCAUGUCUCCGUGCUGUGUCGGCAAACUGAAUCGGGUGCAGGGCUGGCGACAGACGUCAUGCUCUGGGAAAGAAGGCCAUUGUUGCGGAAACAUUAUCGACCAGGGUGAGUGGGGUGAUCAACAGCCAGGGUCGGAUGCAGUUGUUGGCUCAGGCAGUGACCAGUCAGAAGGCAGUGUCGCCUCAGCUUCAGCCAGGGAGACGGAGACCUAUGGAGCGCCACAAAGUACAAAUGCAGGUGCUUAUCGAGAUGAACGCGUCACCAUAUCAGCAGGAGCAAAGCUGCUGACUUUAUCAGUUUGUCGUGACCUGCAAGCGGAAGCUAGCAGUUCAUCCUGUUCGAGUUCCAAUCUUCCGGAUGCUGGGCACGGAGGCAGACAGGAUAUCGAGUCUCCUUGUGACAGUCUGCUAACGCGUAAGCUCGAUGGGUUCUGUGAAGAGAUGGCUGCUUCACUGUGCAGCGGGUCUAGCAUUUCGGGCAGUACAAAAACUCUCUCCUCUCUGAGCCUGGACGGUGAUGUAUCGAUGCCAAACUUGGGGAAGACAGCAGAUACUGGCAUGGACAAUAACACGACGUCGCUUCCAGAAUCUUCAUUCCGUGAGCGUUUAGGGUCUAGUGUUUCGGGGCAUGCAGAAACUCUCUCCUCUCUGAGCCGGGAUGGGGACGCAUUGAUGCCGAACUUGGGGAAGAUGGCGGAUAUCGGCAUGGAAAACAACAUGACGUCGCUUCCAGAACCUUCAUUCCACGAGCAUGGAGAUUCUGUCGGAGACAAGGGUAUUGGGAACAGCCUUUUGGGAAAGAAGGCCUCUGAUGGGCCCAUUGGAAACGAAAGCAUGGUCCCGCUUCCCCUUGCCCAUGGAACUGCAACAUCGUCAGGAAGGUCAAACUUUGACGGUUCGUGUUUGACUGAUGGGACGGGUCUCCCGCAAUCAAGAUGGUUGAGGCGCGCAGUGAGCCCUGCUCAGUUCUCGCUGAUCGUGCAGAUGGCUG
Molecule: messenger RNA, 1207 nt
Organism: Chara braunii
Lineage: Eukaryota; Viridiplantae; Streptophyta; Charophyceae; Charales; Characeae
Source: the annotation of a GenBank genome assembly